UCAUGUGUCAAUUUUAUUUUAUGGGAGGGGAAUCUUCUAAAAAAGUAUAAUUUUUUUUUUUUCAUAUUUUAUAUAUAAUACAAAGUUUACCUGUUAUUUUGUAAUUAUACCUGAUAAGUGUUAAGUUUUACGUUAUAUAACAUACUUUAAAUGUGAUAUUAAAAUUAAAAAAGUGUCAUAUUUAGAAAAAUUGUUGAACAUUACGAAAAUUUUUGACAUUUCCAAAUAAUAUUUAUUACCAGUUUUAAAGAAAAAUCAUGGACAACGAAGAAUGUUUAAAAAUUGUCAAAAGUGCAAUAAGAACAUAUGAAAACUUUCCUAAAGAAGGCGUUAUAUUUCGAGAUAUAUUUGGAAUAUUUCAAGAUGUUACGGCGCUAAGAGCUCUUAAAGAACUCAUUGUUAGACAUGUUUCAUCUUUGGAUGUAGACAUAAUUGUCGGUUUAGAUUCUCGUGGUUUUUUAGUGGGACCAAUAAUUAGUUUAGAACUUGAAAAACCAUUUUUACCAAUAAGAAAAAAAGGAAAACUUCCUGGCGAGGUUUUCCAAUACAAUUACACACUCGAAUACGGAGAGGCUACAUUUGAAAUUCAAAAAAAUAAUCUCAGUUCAGGAAAAAGAGUUUUAAUUGUUGACGAUUUACUCGCAACGGGAGGUUCAAUGUCAGGAGCGAUUCAAUUGUUGAAAAAAAGUGGAGCUACAGUUGUUGAAUGUCUUGCUGUAAUUGAACUCAUUGAAUUAAAUGGACGAGCAAAAUUAGACGCACCUGUUCAUUCUAUAGUUCAAUAUUGAUUAAAUUAAUUUUAAAAAAAGGCGACUAUCAAUCUCAGCGAAUCUUGACAAAAUUUUUAAAUUUCUCCAAUUAUCAUAUUAUAGUCGUAUUUUAAAAAUUUUUUUAUUCUAAUUUUAUAUUGUAGAUAUAAAUUAUAGAGCUGAAUUAAAAAAUCGAAAUAAAAAAUUGAAUUUAAAAAUAAA
Molecule: messenger RNA, 971 nt
Organism: Leptopilina boulardi
Lineage: Eukaryota; Metazoa; Arthropoda; Insecta; Hymenoptera; Figitidae
Gene: Aprt
Product: adenine phosphoribosyltransferase
Exons: 5
Coding region: 258-788 (176 amino acids)
Biological process (GO): AMP salvage; adenine salvage
Cellular component (GO): cytoplasm
Molecular function (GO): adenine phosphoribosyltransferase activity; adenine binding; AMP binding
Source: RefSeq, a predicted model, not a curated record